AUGUCGUCCACAACAGCCUGGACUGCUCGUCCGAUUAUUCCCGCUGGUAUCUACUACAUCAGGCCGAGGAGUUCCAGCACACUCUGCCUCCAGUUGAAUGUCGACGACUUUUCCAUAACUGCGGCUCAGGGGCCAGAGAGCACGAACACAGCACAACAAUGGAAGGUUGAAUACGUAGAUACCGAUCACACGUACAAGUUUACGAACUGCAACAAGAACCUUGAGAUGGGGAUCACUAAGGACGUCCCUCACGUCCGCGGGUCUAUCCGCGGUGUUGGCGAGGAGUGGAAAUGGCUCCUCACAAGUUACUGGAAUGGUUUCUUGAUUGGGGAUACUAGCAACCCAUACGUCGUGGAUCUCGACGAUGACAACAAAGAUGUGGUUCUCAACUACUACUCGCCCCUGAAACGUCUUGAUCGACAGGUCUGGGUCCUCGACCUGGUCGAAGGGACAGCGCCGGAGGUUACCAUCAUACCAGGAAGAUCAUACCGACUCAUCAACCUCGCCGACACAACCUACAGACUGGGCAUAACCUAUUUGAACAGUGCCUACAGGUUGUCCUUGAAGUAUGGUGGUGAUUCCACUGACAGUACUUGGUUGUUAUGCUUCAAUUCGGAGACCGGGCUUGUCAUUGCGUGUUCAUAUCCCUCUGCUCCUCCGUCUCGUCUCAACUACGUUACCAACGACACGGCCAUCACUAACUCUGCCAUUGUCUGCCGUUUGAUUCCGGAUGAUGAUACGAAUGGCGUCUUCUAUAUCAAUCCGAACUCGGGCGCCACUGGGCAAGUCCUCACGUCGAGAACGCCUCUUGCCUAUAAUAGUGCGGUGACAGUUGUGGACCCGGUCAAGGACGACAACAAGCAGAAGUGGAGAUUGGAGUUGUGCGGGUGA
This is a messenger RNA of Sparassis crispa, 891 nucleotides long. RefSeq lists its product as hypothetical. Bases 1 to 891 code for a protein of 296 amino acids. The record is from RefSeq and is a predicted model, not a curated record. Lineage: Eukaryota; Fungi; Basidiomycota; Agaricomycetes; Polyporales; Sparassidaceae. The transcript is spliced from 8 exons.